GGAUGCAGUCAGAGCCGAGUCCCACGUUUCAGCCAGAGAGACAUCGAACUGUCUGUAACCAUUUGAAAACAGUCAAAACAUCUGGAGAAAUUUUCUUUUUUAGUUGUUUUUUCCUGCUAAGAAAAAAGUGCGCAGCGAUCACUCUGGAGUUGAUGAGAAAGUCAAGAAGUCCCGCUCAUGAGAGAGAGACCAGUGGAAUAUGAUUUAAAUCAACGGAACGUAUACGGCUCUGUUGUUCACUAACAGGAUGAAUCUCCGUUUGCUUCAUGCCAUCAUGUUGCUGUGGGCCUUGUGCCCCAGUGUGGAGGGCCAGUGUGAUAAAUCAACCGAAACAACCAAACUCAACCUGUCGGUUACCUACGAACUCCCAACAUUCAUUGCAGACUUCCCAAUCCAGAACAUGGUUAUGCUGGAUGGGAUCAUCUAUGUCGGUGCUGUGAACAGAAUCUACGCCCUCUCCCCCAACCUUACGAAGCUGUCAGAGUACCACACAGGCCCACUGCUUGCCAACGAGACUUGUGACCAGAAACUGACAACAACCGGCAAUAGUGGCAGGGUGGACAAUCACAACAUUGCCUUAGUGGUGGAGAACAUUUACGACAAGGGGCUGUACAGCUGUGGCUCAGCAGAUAAUGGUGUCUGCCGCCGUCACGUCCUGGAUGAUGACAUCAGCCCCAAAACUGUAGAUGAAGAAGUCUCCUGCUUCGCUGACAGGGUGAGGCAAAGCAGGGGUCACCCCAGCGACUCAGAUGUUGUCGUCAGCCCCUCUGGAUCUCAGGUGCUCAACGUGGAGAGCAACGUCAUCAAGUUUUUUGUUGGGAACUCAGAGAUCCCAGACCCAGGACACAUAUCCGGCAACGGAACUCAUCCCCACACCAUUUCUGUGCGGAAGAUGAAGACAAGCCAAAAUGGUUUCACUUUCUUCUCCAACUCCUCACACAUGGACCUGAUUCCAUCUCUCCGUGGAAACUACUACCUGCGUUACGUUUAUUCCUUCCACAGUGGCCCCUUCACCUACUUCCUCACCGUGCAGCAGGUCAGUAAGGACUCUCAGGCCUACCACACCCGCAUCGUCCGCAUGUGCUCCUCAGACCUAGUGAUUCGACGCUAUAUCGAAAUGCCCCUUGAGUGCAUCAGCACCGAUAAGAGGCGGCGACGCUCGGCAGAAGAUGUGAAGGUGUUCAACAUCCUGCAGGCAGCACAUGUCACCAAGGUGGGCAAUGAUGUGGAACUGCAGAAGCAGCUGAAGGUGGAGGAGGGUGAUGACGUGCUGUUUGCCGCCUUUGCCCGGGGAAAGCCAAACUCACCGGAACCGACCGCAAACUCAGCUGUGUGCGUCAUGUCGCUGAAGCACAUCAACAACAUGUUCAAGAUGUACAUGCAGAGGUGCGGCACAGUCGAGCCAUAUCACUUCACUGGAUCAGACAGGAAGUCCUGCUACAAUGUGAGUUUAUCUGACGACUGUGACCUACACGAAGGAAUCCAUGAGGGGAAAGAGGGGAAGUACCGCCUGCAGGUGACCCAGUUUGUCCAGAGGUUGGAGUACUGGCACAAAGACUUGACAAACACCUUGGUUACCUCAAUUACUGUGGUGCCAGUCCAUGGCCGCGCCGUAGCAUACCUAGGAACCGCAGAUGGACGCCACAUACAGGUGCUGUUCUCCAGAUUUGCCUCUCCCCAUGUCAACAUCAGCUUGGACUCGAGACCCGUCUCUGCCAGCGUAGCGCUGCUGGACUCUGGCCACACAAAUGGAGCCCUGCUAAUGGCCACAGGGAACAAGAUCACCAAGGUCCCCCUGAUUGGCCCCGGCUGUGGUCAGCUGACGACGUGUGCUUCCUGUUUAAUGUCAUCGAGAGUGACAGCAUGUGGCUGGUGUGAUGGACGCUGCACCAGAGCGAACCAGUGUCCCUCCCCCUCCGUCUGGACCCAGGACUACUGCACACCUGUCAUCACCAAGGUUUUCCAAACUUCUGGGGUCUGUACGAUGCGAGGCUCUACAGCAGUGACAAUCUGCGGACGCAACUUCGGCUUCGACAAGACAGAGAGAUUCAAGACCUCACUGGUGACUGUGGAGGUGGCGGGAGCUCCCUGCAAAAUGCCCAGACAAGAAAACAUCAACAGGUGGACUGAGAUCCAGUGUUCCCCAGUGUUCAUUGGGAACUUCACCCCGUCAGGACACACAGUGAAGGUCACCAGUGGCAACAAAGUGGAGAUGGAGGGUUUCCAGUUGGUGUGGACCCUGUGAUCCAUGAAUCUUCCAACUUUUGGGCCAAAGUCUGGAAACACCAUGCUGACUAUCAGAGGAGUGUUUCUGGAUGCUGGAAACAAGCAACAGGUGACUGUGGGGAAGGCAGUCCUGUAAAAUCCAGAGCCUGUCGUCACCAUGCUGACCUGUAAGACGCCUCCACAUAGUGUUCCAUCAGAGCAACCUGUGAAGCUGACUGUGGUUGUGGAGCACCAUGCCCUGUGUUGCUUCACCUACAACCAAGACCCCAUCAUCAACAAUCCAGCCUUACGCUCCUUGUGAGCGGAGGCUUGCACGGUGUCGGCUCACGGCUUAUUCCUCCUCGGCCUCCAGCCCCAGAUGGUUCUCACCACUGGUCAGGAUGCUGAGGUCUUCCAUGUGAGCUGUGUGUAUGGUGAAAAUCGAACCUCCAUCCAGUGCACCACGCCCUCUCUCGCCAAACUGGCCCUACAGCCACCAGUGGUCACCAAGGUGGCGUUUGUCCUGGACGGCUACUCCACAGAGCAAUGGGACCUGAUCUACGUGGAGGAUCCCCUUUUCCAGGACCCUAAGUUGACCUCCAAGGACAACAAGAGCAUAGUGGAGCUCAAAGGUGAUCGUAUGGACAGGGAGGCGAUGAAAUGUCAAGUCCUGACAGUUUCCAACCACAGCUGUGAGAGUCUGACUUUGGUAGGGAACACUCUGGAGUGCACUGUUCCCACUGAGCUGCAGGCCGCCACCGCCAAGGAGCUGCAGGUGGAGUGGCGCCAGGCAGACUCCAUCAGGCAUCUGGGCAAAGUGACGCUGGCACAGGAGCAGGACUACACGGGCCUCAUCGUGGGCUGCGUGUGCGUCAGCCUACUGUUGCUGCUGCUGGGAACGCUGCUGAUGUGGAGGAGGAACAAACACAUUGAUGAUCUGUCUGAGGUGUGGUAUGAUGGCCGGGGUCACAUCCAGCAUCUGGACAGGCUGGCUAAUGCGAGGAGCGUCAGCCCCACAAACGAAAUGGUCUCCCACGAGUCAGUCGACUAUAGAACAACCCUGCUGGAGGAUCAGGGCACUGACAGGCCCGAGACAUGCCGGGGCGCUCCUCCCAUCUACGGCGGCAACGGAGAGCUGCUGUCUCCCAGACUGGGGGCACUGGGAGGUGGGAUGAGUCUGAUGAUGGAAGGUGAGCUGAUGUCACCCCUGCUGAUGGCCCCGGUCCACAUCGACCCGUCCUGUCUCCACCCAGACCUGCUGACUGAGGUGCAGCAUGUGGUGAUCGCCAGGGAGCAGCUGCUGCUCCACCUCAACCAGGUCAUCGGCAGAGGCCACUUCGGCUGUGUUUUCCAUGGAACACUGCUUGAGCCAGACGGGCAGAAGCAGCACUGUGCCGUCAAGUCCCUGAACCGUAUCACAGACUUGGAAGAAGUGUCUCAGUUCCUAAAGGAGGGGAUCAUCAUGAAGGACUUUAGCCAUCCCAACGUUCUCUCUCUGCUGGGUAUCUGCCUUCCACCAGAGGGCUCGCCUCUGAUGGUUCUGCCCUACAUGAAGCAUGGCGACCUACGCAACUUCAUCCGUGAUGAGGGACAUAACCCGACAGUGAAGGACCUGAUGGGUUUUGGGCUGCAGGUUGCCAGAGGGAUGGAGUAUCUGGCCAGCAAGAAGUUUGUCCACAGAGACCUGGCUGCCAGGAACUGCAUGCUGGAUGAGAGCUACACAGUGAAGGUGGCAGACUUUGGCCUGGCUAGAGACGUGUAUGACAAAGAGUAUUACAGCGUCCACAACAAGAGCGGAGUCAAGCUGCCUGUGAAAUGGAUGGCUCUGGAAAGUCUACAGACCCACAAGUUCACCACCAAGUCAGACGUGUGGUCGUUUGGCGUGUUGCUAUGGGAACUGAUGACCCGUGGAGCCCCACCAUAUUCUGAUGUGAACUCCUUUGACAUCACAGUGUUCCUCCUGCAGGGGAGGAGGCUGCUGCAGCCAGAGUUCUGCCCUGAUGCUCUCUACACAGUGAUGAUCGAGUGCUGGCAUCCAAAGCCGGAGCGGCGGCCCUCAUUCUCUGACCUGGUGUCACGCAUCUCCGCCAUCUUUUCCAGCUUCAGUGGGGAGCACUACAUCCUGCUCAACACCACCUACGUCAACAUCGACAAAAUGAGCCCUUACCCCUCCCUCCUCGCCUCCACCGCCUCUUCCUCCUCCUCGUCCUCCUCUUCCGAGCCCUCUGCCUCCACGUCCCUGCCGUCCCCCUCCACGCUCUUUUGUCAUGUGGAGCGAGACUGCUGCACCUGAGGGAAGAAAAAGGAGAAGGUGAUGAAAGGCAAGAGGGGAAAGACUCAGAUAGAGAGAAAAAGCUAGGAAGAAAAUGCAGGGUGAUGAAGCUGUUUGAGAUCUACUGUAUGUACUUGCCAAACACUGGACACUGCAUGCUGAGGAAAAAACACAGUCGGACUUAGCAGCUUGGACUGCUCUCUCAGUGUACAUAGAUUGUGGACCUUUGAUCUUCUCGAGCAUCGCCCAACGAUGGGGGCCUCCAUGAACUAUAGGGCUGACCUCAUCGACUUCCACCAACCUUUCUGACCUUUCAUUGACUCUGAGGAGCAUGAGGUCAGACUUCCUGCGUCCUCUACAAGCCAAUUACAAGACCCAGGAACGCCUCCUGCAAGACUUCCAGCAGACGGCACUGCUGUCACAGAAGCACAUCUCUCUGCACCCACACAUGGAGAGGAUAAAUUUUCACUCUUCUCUGGGUGGCAUGUGCUUCAGAAAGCGGAUGUGACUCUGACUUUUAUGCUGUCUGUAAUGUGAAAGUGUGACAAAUGGCCAUGUAAAAAAUUCACACCUCCACAAACCAUAAACAAGACUCGAUGUCACCCUGACAGACAAUGCAGCCUGCGAUGAUAGAUUUUGGUGCCUCAGGUGAGUAAACUGAGGCACGCUGGAGGUUGAUGGCAGUAGGUAGGUGUAAAAGUGGGAUGUAUAAAAAAGCUGCUGCCUCUGUGCAGAUCACUGGAUGCUUUAGUUGUAUAAUUAUCUUAAAAUAAUUAGCGUUUGAUGUUAGCUUUUGAUGUGCUUGGAAAAAAUGACUCACAUUUGUGGAAUCCCCAGAUGUUUCCGAGUGAAAAGAGUUAGAAGCGCCUUUUAUUUUCUUUCUUUUUUUUAAAACUUUUCAUCGUGUCAGAAAACACGACAAUUCUCGCAGUUGAAAACUUUGAGGUUUUCUUGGAAAGAAAGAUAACAAAGAAGAACCAUGUCCAAAGAAUUUUUUUGUUGCUUAGUUAAUGAACUGUGCAGUUUGCUUUCUGUGUAUAUGUCAGAUCUGCAUCUGUUUUGUAUGACUUGAGAACAUGCUGGGCCUGGUGAUGUGGGAGCUUACAUUUGAUUCAUUUAACCCAUACGCUUUCAUAUUUGUAUGAAUAAGUAACUUUUGACCCACCUUGUGUUGUACCAUGAAGAUUCCACUCAGAGUAAAACUUUGGCUUUAAAGGGCCCCGUUGUUCAUCUGGUUUCAGACCAGGAUUGUGUUACUAGGUGACAGUCAGUGACAGCUGUAUAUUACUGUAUCUUUAUGUCGACUUUGCAGUCAUGAUGAAGAAAUGCGUUAAAGACCACAUUGGUGUGUUUGGCAACUUUUGCUUCCUAACUACAAAUCAUUUAUAACACACUAAUGGGGAUUUGUUUUGAAAAGACUUCAAAUUUGAAGGUGAUCAUUAACUUUAAUUCAUUUCACCAUAAUUGAAAUUUUCCUGAGUUGUGUGAUCCACCAUAAUGAAUCACAUUUUUUUCUGUUAGAUUAUAUGUUUUUGUUACAUUUAAUACAUGUAAUAUACUACUUUGCACUGCCGAGAUGUGCCUGUUGAUCAUUGUCAACCACUGAAAACAGAAGAGACAAAUGUCUAUGUGCAGAAGCACCCGAGGAUUUACAUUUGGUGGAAUUAAGGCCACAUUUGUUCAUGAAUUAUAUUUAAAAAAAUCCUCAUCAGGCCCAGUAAUGUGCUCCUAUAUAUGAAUUUCAUGUUUGUGAUGAUUAGAAAAUGAUAGGAAGUAGUACAUUUACAUGGUACAUUUUCUGUAUAUGUGAUGGAUUACACAAUUCAAGAAAUUUUCAGGAGACUGAUUUUCAUAUUGUAUUGAAAUGAAUGGAAAUUAUUUACUACUUAAAAAAUAUAGAAAACACACAAGCUCACCAGUUUGAUUAAAAAAGUGGUUUUGCUGUGACUUAAAGUAAACAUAAUUCAACACAAAUUGGCUAAAACUUGCAAAUCACUCAAUGUGUGGUCAAUGCCCCCGUUAUCUUUGCUUUGUGUAGCAGAUUAUGUUGUUGUUUUUUUUAUCUGAAUGGCUGCUGAUGUGAUUGGGCCAUUGAUGGACAGGUAUGAAUGUUUGCUAUGACAAGAAAAUUGCUGUACUAUAUUUUUGUAUUGAUGAUGAGCCUCUUCUUGAAAUAUGGUCCAAUGGGAAGACCAGUGGUGAGUGAAUCAUGAGGCAAACACUGAACAAAACCACUAAUCAGCCCUUUGUUUUCAAGACGAACCACUGCCAUUUUGUAAAUAGUGAGAUGGGAGCGUAGGGAUCUGCGUGGGUCUGUGUGGAUGCUCAUUCAGCUUCUGAUCAUUGUGGAAACAGUAAAGAAUGUUGAGCCAACUGGAGCCACCUCACGAUACUCAAAGACUGCUGUCACUUUGAUUAUGUGAUUCUCCAACACUUUGUCUGUGCUUAACACUGCCCGUUCUGUGUGUGUACGUAUGAGUUUGUUGUCUGUAAAAAAAUCCUGAAGGUACAUGUUGCUAUGUAAUGUCAAAUGAACUUUAUCAGUGUAAUAAAGCUAUACUACAAGAGUUAA
Molecule: messenger RNA, 7049 nt
Organism: Acanthochromis polyacanthus (spiny chromis)
Lineage: Eukaryota; Metazoa; Chordata; Actinopteri; Pomacentridae
Gene: met
Product: MET proto-oncogene, receptor tyrosine kinase
Biological process (GO): positive regulation of kinase activity; phagocytosis; nervous system development
Cellular component (GO): membrane; signaling receptor complex
Molecular function (GO): ATP binding; transmembrane receptor protein tyrosine kinase activity; protein binding
Source: RefSeq, a predicted model, not a curated record